Messenger RNA from Pipistrellus kuhlii (Kuhl's pipistrelle), 4802 nucleotides. It is a transcript of the gene RBL2, whose product is annotated as RB transcriptional corepressor like 2. Gene Ontology annotation, molecular function: RNA polymerase II transcription regulatory region sequence-specific DNA binding. The record is from RefSeq and is a predicted model, not a curated record. Gene Ontology annotation, cellular component: chromatin; nucleus; transcription regulator complex. Lineage: Eukaryota; Metazoa; Chordata; Mammalia; Chiroptera; Vespertilionidae. Bases 105 to 3551 code for a protein of 1148 amino acids. The transcript has 22 exons. Gene Ontology annotation, biological process: negative regulation of G1/S transition of mitotic cell cycle; cell differentiation; regulation of transcription by RNA polymerase II.
CAGUCGCCGUGCGAGCGGCGGAGACGGGCGGGCGCUUCGCGGUUUGAAUGGCUGCGGGCCCGGGCCUGCAGCUCACCUGAGGACUGGCCGCCCAGGGGUGCGCCAUGCCAUCCGAAGGCGACCAGUCGCCGCCGCCCCCGCCACCCGCUCCGGCGGAGGCGGCCGGCUCCGAGGAGGAGGAGGACGAGGAGGAGGAGGAAGAGGAGGACGACGACGGGGAGGCGGAGGACUCGGCGCAGCCGACCCGGACGCCGACUCCUCAGACCCAGCAGCGGUUCGACGAGCUGUGCUGCCGCCUCAACAUGGACGAGGCGGCGCGGGCGGAGGCCUGGGACAGCUACCGGAGCAUGAGCGAGAGCUACACGCUGGAGGGAAAUGAUCUUCAUUGGUUGGCAUGUGCCUUAUAUGUGGCUUGCAGAAAAUCUGUGCCGACUGUAAGCAAAGGGACAGCUGAAGGAAACUAUGUGUCUUUAACUAGACUCCUGCGAUGUUCAGAGCAGAGCCUAAUUGAAUUUUUUAACAAGAUGAAGAAAUGGGAAGAGAUGGCAAAUCUACCCCAAGAUUUCAGAGAACGGACUGAGAGACUAGAAAGAAACUUCACCGUCUCUGCUGUCAUUUUUAAGAAAUAUGAGCCCAUUUUUCAGGACAUUUUUAAAUAUCCUCAGGAGGAGCAGCCUCGUCAACAAAGAGGAAGAAAGCAGCGGCGUCAGCCUUGCACGGUGUCUGAAAUUUUCCAUUUUUGUUGGGUGCUUUUUAUAUAUGCCAAAGGCAAUUUCCCCAUGAUUAGCGAUGACUUGGUCAACUCUUACCAUCUGCUGCUGUGUGCUCUGGACCUAGUCUAUGGAAAUGCCCUUCAGUGUUCCAAUCGCAAGGACCUUGUGAACCCCAAUUUUAAAGGCCUGUCGGAAGAUUUCCACGCCAAGGACUUCAAGCCGUCCUCCGACCCGCCCUGCGUCAUCGAGAAGCUCUGCUCCUUGCACGAAGGCCUGGUUUUGGAGGCCAAGGGAAUAAAGGAGCACUUCUGGAAGCCCUAUAUCAGGAAGCUCUACGAGAAGAAGCUCCUUAAGGGGAAAGAAGAAAACCUUACAGGCUUCCUGGAGCCUGGGAACUUUGGAGAGAAUCUGAAAGCCAUCAGCAAGGCCUACGAGGAGUACGUGCUGACGGUGGGGAACCUGGACGAGCGCGUGUUUCUCGGGGAGGAUGCGGACGAGGACAUCGGGCCGCUCUCCCGGUCCCUGAGCGCCGGGGCGGGAGCGGAGAGGGCGCAGGUGAAGAGCGUCCUGCAGCAGCAGCAGCUGGACAAGUCUAAAGGGCUUAGAAUCUCCACGCCACUCACGGGGGUGAGGUACAUUAAGGAUAACAGCAGCCCCUGCGUGACCCCGGUCUCCGCAGCCACGCACAGCCUGAGCCGUCUCCACACCAUGCUGGCGGGCCUUCGGAACACGCCCAGUGAGAGGCUGGGCCAGAUCCUCAGAACAUGUUCUAGAGAUCCAACCCAGGCCAUUGCCAACAGAUUGAAAGAAAUGUAUGAAAUAUAUUCUCAGCAUUCCCAGCCAGAUGAGGAUUUGGGUAAUUGUGCUAAAGAAAUUGCCAGCAGACACUUCCGUUUUGCAGAGAUGCUUUACUAUAAAGUAUUGGAAUCCAUUAUUGAGCAGGAACAAAAGAGACUGGGAGACAUGGAUUUAUCUAGCAUUCUGGAACAAGAUGCAUUCCACAGAUCACUCUUGGCCUGCUGCCUCGAGGUUGUCACUUUUUCCUAUAAGCCUCCUGGGAAUUUUCCAUUCAUUACUGAAAUAUUUGAGGUGCCACUUUAUCACUUUUACAAGGUGAUAGAAGUCUUCAUCCGAGCAGAAGACGGCCUUUGCAGAGAGGUGGUGAAACACCUCAAUCAGAUUGAAGAGCAGAUCCUGGACCAUCUGGCCUGGAAGCCAGACUCUCCGCUCUGGGACAGGAUCAGAGAGAAUGACAGCCGAGUCCCUGCCUGUGAAGAGGUCAUGCCAGCUCAGAACCUGGAGAGAGCAGAUGACAUCUGUAUGGCCGGCUCCCCUUUGACCCCCAGGAGAGUGAGUGAGGUUCGCGCUGACGCUGGAGGAGUUGGCAGAGGCAUCAGCUCUCCAGCCACGUUGUACGACCGGUACAGCUCCCCGGCCGCCAGCUCCACGCGCAGACGGCUCUUCGUGGACAGCGACAGCCCCUCGGAGAGGGGAGUCCCGGGCCGCCUGCCCCCGCAGCCCCUGGUCAGCGCUGUCCCCGUGCAGAGCGUGCCCGGGGAGGCGGUCCCCGUCACACCGGUUCCCGGACAGACUCUGGUCCCCAUGGCAACGGCCACUGUCACGGCCAACAAUGGACAGACUGUGACCAUUCCUGUCCAAGGCAUCGCCAAUGAGAACGGAGGGAUCACCUUCUUCCCGGUCCAAGUGAAUGUCGGGGGGCAGGCCCAGGCCGUGCCGGGCUCCAUGCAGCCGCUCAGUGCCCAGGCGCUGGCCGGGAACCUGGGCUCUCAGCCGGUGCCAGGAGCCGCCCUGCAGGUCCCGGGGCCGGUGGCCCUUCCGCAGCUCUCGCCCGGCGGCCAGCAGAAGCCAGCGCCCCCCGGACCAGGUGGCAGCAGUGGCAGGCCCCGAAAGACCAGCUCCUUAUCGCUCUUCUUCAGGAAGGUUUACCACUUAGCAGGGGUCCGCCUCCGGGACCUUUGUGCUAAGCUGGAUAUUUCCGAUGAGCUAAGGAAAAAGAUCUGGACCUGCUUUGAAUUCUCCAUAAUUCAGUGUCCUGAGCUUAUGAUGGACAGACAUCUGGACCAGUUGUUGAUGUGUGCCAUUUAUGUGAUGGCAAAAGUCACCAAAGAGGACAAGUCCUUCCAGAACAUCAUGCGUUGCUACAGGACGCAGCCACAGGCUCGGAGCCAGGUGUAUAGAAGUGUUUUGAUAAGAGGGAAAAGGAAAAGAAGAAACUCUGGCAGCAGUGAAAGCAGAAGCCAUCAGAAUUCUCCCACAGAGCUGAACAAAGACAGAACCAGCAGAGACUCCAGCCCCGUCAUGAGGUCCAGCAGCACCCUGCCCGUCCCCCAGCCCAGCAGCGCCCCUCCCACGCCCACCCACCUCACGGGGGCCAACAGCGACCUGGAGGAGGAGGAGAGGGGCGACCUCAUCCAGUUCUACAACAACGUCUACGUCAAACAGAUCCAGACGUUCGCUCUCAAGUACUCGCAGGCCAACGUGACGGACGCCCCUCCGCUGUCCCCCUACCCGUUUGUCAGAGCCGGCUCCCCUCGCCGUGUGCAGCUGUCCCAGAACCACCCCGUCUACAUCUCCCCGCACAAGCACGAAAUCAUGCUUUCUCCCCGAGAAAAGAUUUUCUACUACUUCAGCAACAGUCCCUCCAAGAGACUAAGAGAAAUUAACAGUAUGAUACGGACAGGAGAGACGCCAACCAAAAAGAGAGGGAUUCUUCUGGAAGAUGGAAGUGAAUCGCCUGCCAAAAGAAUUUGCCCAGAAAAUCACACCGCCUUAUUACGCCGUCUGCAAGACGUAGCUAAUGACCGAGGUUCCCACUGAGGUUAGUCUGUUGUGUUGAAACUCCUUUCACCAACUGUUUAACAGCAUCUUUUAAUGCAUGCUAGAUUACGGGGCUCUUUUCCUUAAUCUUUCCAAUAUCCUUAUUUUUACUCAUCCCAUCUGCCUUUUCUCCUACCACCCAGUGCUUGCCGUCAAGGCUGUCUAGAAUCGGUUUGGGAUUUGUUAACUCUCUGGCAGAGCUUUUCCAGGUAUUGUAGAGAACAAAGCAUGCCGAAACGUGUGCAGAGGGCUGUUUCAGUCCCUUCCCACCUCUUUGUGGUCUCUGGCGCUCAUGAAAAGCAGCAGAGAAACUAGGUAUUCUGGCCUAAAACACCCGGUAGGAGUUGGGAGAACUUUGCAUUUUAGAAACACAAGGGAGAGGGCCCAGACUCAGAUGGCCCGCGUCGCCCGGUCCGUGUGAAGCCUCCCCUCCCGUAGGCGUGGUGCAGUGUGGCAGGUGCUUGCGUGUUUGGUGUGUGGUGUGCGUGAGUUGUGUAAAAAGCGGCACUUUUGGGCUGUAAAAAGCAUGAUUUCUUAACCUAGGUUUUGCUGUAUAUUGUGAUGGCACUUUCUACAGUGUGAACUUUAUUACGUACAAAACUGCUAGGCUAAACACUCGACAUCCUCUUUGAUGCUUCUGUACAUGUUCAGAACUGUUAAAGCCCCAGCAGCCACCUGGGCGCACAUAUUUUAAAUUUCCAGGUUCCUCCCUCCCCUCCCCACACCCCUCCAAUAGUAGGGAUCAGCUGGCUAGGUGAAGAUUUUUAAAUCAAGUUGAAUUAAGGAAAUUAACAUGAAAAAUUAUGGCCUCUUCCUUUGGAGGUAGUUAUCCAAAAGACACGUGUCUACUAAGGUAAUGCAUUUUAAAAUAUCUUUAGGUAUGUUCCUGGCAGUUUAAAAAAAAAAGGAGCUUAGGUUUUCAUUGAGUACAUAGUACCAAUCAUACAAAUUAGAAAAGGUUAUUUAACAGCUAUUGAAGUAUCUAUAUAUAACUUUAUUAAUCAGUAUUGUUCCAGCAGUUUUUAAGUCGAAUGAAUAAUAUUAGGUUGAAAAUUCAAUUGUAAAUUGAAUCAGUAUAAACAAAGUUACUAGGUAACUUAAUAUUGCUCUGAAAGAAAUAUGGAAUUUAUUACACUGUUCAGUUAGAAUAGUGUUUUGCAAAAAUAUUUAUAAAACCUCUCCAGAUACUUAUUGCUAUUGUAAUUUUAUAUGAAAAUAAGUGUAUUUUUCAAUAAAGCAUUUAUAAAUUAA